Mytilus trossulus (common blue mussel) is the source of this 2046-nucleotide messenger RNA. Its product is annotated as cell division cycle protein 23 homolog. The transcript has 14 exons. The record is from RefSeq and is a predicted model, not a curated record. Gene Ontology annotation, molecular function: protein binding. Gene Ontology annotation, cellular component: anaphase-promoting complex. Bases 66 to 1829 code for a protein of 587 amino acids. Lineage: Eukaryota; Metazoa; Mollusca; Bivalvia; Mytilida; Mytilidae. Gene Ontology annotation, biological process: protein ubiquitination; positive regulation of mitotic metaphase/anaphase transition; cell division.
CGAUAUACGGAUAACAGAGCGAAGCAGAUAAAGUAAAGGGAAUCAGUUUAUUUAUUCUCACAGGGAUGGCGGAUUUUUCGACUUGCCAGGUUUUUGAGCUUCCAAAUUUAAUACAAAUAAAAACUGAUUUAAUCAGGGCAAACAAAGAAUGCUCACGUCGUAAACUACUUAAUAGUGCUAAAUGGGCUGCAGAAUUAUCAUCAGCUGUAGAUGCAUCAGUUGAUUACCAACAAAUCUUACUUCUCCAGGAACCUAAGGAUUAUUAUGAGGAGUAUGAUAAGUUUGCUUUGGCCUCAAGUUAUUUUGAUCUGAAAGAAUAUGACAGAGCAGUGUACUUCUUACAAGAAUGCAGUAGUUCAAAUAACUACUUUUUGUACCUGUAUGGACGCUAUCUGGCUGAUGAAAAAAGAAAAGUGGAUAAUGCUUCAGACUCUAUAGGUCCUCCUGAUCACCUGGAGAAUGAGCAUUUGAAAACUUUAAAGAUAGAACUAAGUAAAAAAUACAUAAUGAAAGAACUUGAUGGAUUUUGUUUAUAUCUAUAUGGUAUAGUUUUAAAAAAGCUAGACCUAUUGAAAGAAGCUUUAGAAAUGUUGGUAGAAGCUGUUAAUUAUGAACCAUUACAUUGGGGUGCAUGGUUAGAACUGGCUGUCCUCAUACCUGAUAAAGAAACUUUGUUGUCAUUAUCAUUACCCAGCCAUUGGAUGAAGAAUUUAUUCUUAGGACACAUGUACUUAGAAUUACAGCUAAAUGAAGAAGCCCUCAAGAUUUAUCAAGGUCUUGUAGAUGGAGGAUUUAGUAAAAGUACAUACAUUGUAUCCCAGAUGGCUGUAGUUUAUCAUAACAUGAGAGAGAUUGAUAUGUCAGUGACAGCAUUUGCAGAAUUACAAGAAUUAGAUCCAUAUCGAUUAGAAAACAUGGACACCUACUCAAAUCUACUCUAUAUAAAGGAGAUGAGAGCAGACCUUGCCCAUUUAGCACAUAGAUGUUGUGAUAUUGACAAAUACAGAGUGGAAACAUGCUGUGUUAUAGGAAAUUAUUAUUCCUUAAGACAACAACAUGAGAAAGCUGUAAUGUAUUUCCAGAGAGCAUUAAAACUGAACCCUCAUUAUCUGUCAGCAUGGACAUUGAUGGGACAUGAAUUUAUGGAAUUGAAAAAUACAUCAGCUGCAUUACAGGCUUACAGACAAGCUAUAGAGGUAAACAGAAGGGAUUAUAGAGCCUGGUACGGAUUAGGACAGACAUAUGAAAUUCUAAAGAUGUAUCAUUAUUGUUUAUAUUAUUACAGACAAGCUCAACAGCUGAGACCAAAUGAUUCCAGAAUGGUUGUAGCACUUGGAGAGUCUUAUGAGAAAUUAGAAAGAUUACAGGAGGCUAAAAAAUGUUUUAGGAAAGCUCAUAGUAUUGGCGAUGUAGAAGGAAUGGCUAUCAUAAAAUUAGCUAAACUUCAUGAGAGAUUAUCAGAAGAAACACAUGCUGCUGCUGCUUAUACAGAAUAUGUUAAUGAGGCUAACAGACAAGGGAUAUUCAACCCAGAGGAUUUAAGCCAAGCUUAUAAAUAUCUUGCCAAUUUUAACUUUGCUCAAGGUCAACUAGAUGAAGCAUAUGCUGCAGCCCAGAAAUGCACAGAAUUUCAGGAGACAAGAGAAGAGGCUAAAGUUAUUCUACGUAAUAUACAGGACCUAAGAUCCAAGAAAGAAACAAUAUCAGACAUUAGAAUGGAUGACAGUUGUGGUUCUAUAACAACAGAGAGAUUUCAUGGAGCAGAUCACACACCAAUUAGUUCAUUAUCACCUGUUAAUCUUAGAUUCACACCUGGUGAUUCUUGUUAGAAUAAAGAUCACACACCAAUUAGUUCAUUUUCAACUAUAAAUCUUAGAUUCACACCUGGUGAUUCUUGUUAGAAUAAAGAUCACACACCAAUUAGUUCAUUUUCAACUAUAAGUCUUAGAUUCACACCUGGUGAUUCUUGUUAGAAUAAAAAUCACACACCAAUUAGUUCAUUAUUACCUGUAAAUCUUAGAUUCACACCUGGCGAUUUUUGUUAGA